UUAUAGAAAAGAAUCAAUAACAAAAAUUUAAAUUAGAAUUUUAAACAAAAUAAAUUACAAGCAUAAUUUAAAAGCUAUUAAAUAAAAAUGAUGCAAGAGUUGAUGAAAAAGAUGGCUUAAAAAAAGUCAGAAACUUAAGAUAAAUAGGAAUCAAAUGAAACAGACGAGCAAUUAAGGGAAAAGGAAGAAAGAAAAUAAAGAUAAUUAGAGGCAAAAAGAUUAGUAGAAUCUAAAUUAUUGAAUUAGUCCUAAGUGAAUAACUAAAAUGAAGAUGAGUAACCUCAAUCAAACAUUGUUUGUUCUAGUAGUGCUCCUCCUCCUCCACCUUUGAUUAUCUCUAUUGUAACUAAUACUAGUGCUCCUCCUCCACCCCCUCUUAUGAUUAAUCCUUCAAGCAAUAAUAAUUCUUCCAAAAUUUAACAAAAUGGGAAGCAAAAUCCUCCUCAAAUCCCUAUUGUACCUCCUAAUAUGCCAGUUUAAAAAAGCCUUAUUAAAUAAAAAGAAUAAAAAGAAAUCAUUUCUGAUGAAACAAAAUAGAAUUUAGCAAAUUAAAGAAAGGAAGCUUAAAAGUUGAUUGAGCAAAGUCUUUAAGGUAAUAAAGCUGUAGAAUCAUCUAAUACUUCAAAUUCUUCAUAACAAAAUACCAAUCAAGAUGUUAAAAUUGUAAUUUCUUAAACAGCUCCUCCUCCUCCACCUUUUUUGAAUUUUAAUGCCACAGGAAACAAUACAUCCAUUCUUCCUCCUCCUCCACCUCCUUUUAAUCCAACAAGUCUAAAUACAAAAACUAAUAAUGCAAAUUAAAGUUAAGCUGAGUAAUAGUAGAAAAUGUAGGAAAAUUUAAAGAAUUCUUAAAAUUUAUAGUCUAAAAAUGAGGAUUUUAUUCAUUCUGAGUUGAAGAAAGAAAUGUAAAAUAAUAUUAAAGAAGCUUAAAAGUCACUUGAAGAAUAAAUUUCAAGUAAAGGCAAAUCUUAGCAAAAUACUGUUUAAGACGUUAAGAUUGUUACUAAUACUACAGCUCCUCCACCCCCUCCUAUCGGAACUCUUUUUCCUCCUCCUAUUGUAUAAACAAAUAAAAACAAAACUAAUAACUAGUCUACUAAAUAAGAUGAAUAUGAAACUCCGACUCCAUACAAUGAUUAAGAAUCAUAGAUAGCUAAAUAGCUGAUUCAACAAAAUACUUAAGAUAGUAGCUUAAAACAAAGUAAUUCUCAAAAUUGUGAAGAAAAAGAAGUUAAAGAAAUUAAGACAAAUAUUAGUAAUAGAAAUACUAAUGUCUAAAUUGAAAGUAAAUUCAUAGCAGAUAAAUUAAUUGGAAGAAAUAGCAGCCAAAAUGAUUCUCCUGUCAGAAAAUCUAGAGCACAAACACAUAAACCUAUUCCUUAACUAUUUAAUUUUUAAGUAAAUAAAAAUACUAUUAAUGAAUGGUUCAAAGAAGCACAUGAAAUUAAAACUUUAGCUCCUUGGAGUUCUUUCAAAAAAGUGUAAUUUAACACUAUUUAAAAGCAAAUCAGAUAAUAAAAGUAUCCAGAAUAGAGUGUUUUGUAUUUUAAAAAAUGUGCAAUUUUGGUUGACUAACUCGAGGGAUAUAUUUAAAAUACAUACAAUGAUGAAAAUCUUAAAAAAUAUAGAAAAAGUACAUAAUCAAUUAUUGAGUAGAGAGAACAAUAAAUCCAAACCUAAGAAAAUAUUUAAAAAGAACAAUAAAUUGUAAAACUAAAUACCAAGCUAUAUGAUAAAACAAUAAAGUCCAUGAAUGCUCUCAUGAGCUAAAAGAUAGAAUAAAACUAAUUCGAAGAUUGUAUAGCAUUGAGAGACAGCAUUAAGAGAUUACAAUAGCUAAAGUCAUAAAUCGAAUCAGAAGCAAACGAAGAAGAAAAAACAAAAAAAAUAAAUUUCCUUAAUAAAGAGCUUGCAGACCUUUUACAAUCUGGCUAGUAAAGCACAGAAGGCAAAUAAUAAAAAAAAUGA
Molecule: messenger RNA, 1968 nt
Organism: Tetrahymena thermophila SB210
Lineage: Eukaryota; Ciliophora; Oligohymenophorea; Hymenostomatida; Tetrahymenidae
Exons: 3
Molecular function (GO): protein binding
Source: RefSeq, a predicted model, not a curated record